Phascolarctos cinereus (koala) is the source of this 1496-nucleotide messenger RNA. NCBI's taxonomy places the organism in Eukaryota, Metazoa, Chordata, Mammalia, Diprotodontia, Phascolarctidae. The record is from RefSeq and is a predicted model, not a curated record.
UUAAGACAGGGAGAAAGACAAGCUCCCCAUUGGGAGGCAUGAGAGCCCAGGAGAAGGGCACAAAGAUUCUCAGACAAGUCACAUUCUGGAAUUUUGCAGGUGAAUCUGCCCUUCUCACCAGGGGUGACCUUCAGCCCUCACCAUCAUCCUUCCUGUGGCAGUGCAGAGUCAGCCUCUUGGUCCUGGAGGGCCCCAUCGUGAUCCUCUAGAAGAAAUGACGCAACAGUCAGCCUUGUCCUUCUUUCUUCUGCUCGUGACUGUCUCUGCCAACCUCACCGUGGCUGUCAUGAAGGACAAGAGAGCUCCUCAGACUCUCUCCAGAGGAUGGGGUGAUGACAUCACCUGGGUGCAGACUUAUGAAGAGGGGCUCUUCCAAGCCAAGAAGAGUAACAAACCCUUGAUGGUCAUUCAUCAUCUGGAGGAUUGUCAGUACUGCCAAGCCUUAAAGAAAGUCUUUGCCAAGAGCGAUGAAAUCCAGGAAAUGGCUCAAACUAGCUUUGUCAUGCUCAACCUCAUGCAUGAAACCACUGACAAGAACCUGUCUCCUGAUGGGCAGUAUGUGCCUCGAAUCAUGUUCGUGGAUCCUUCUUUAACAGUCAGAGCUGACAUCACCGGGAGAUACUCUAAUAGACUCUACACAUAUGAACCCCAAGAUUUGCCAGUAUUAAUAGAAAAUAUGAAGAAAGCCUUACGACUGAUCCAGAAGGAAUUAUAAAUGGUGGUGGAGAAGACAUACCAUGCCCUAAGAGGGCAAGUGCAUAGAAAUGCUGUCAACUUUAAAGCGUAUUCAUUAACUAUCUGGUUAGCAGCUAAUGGAGGUUGCCGCAAUGCAAGCACACAGGGAAGUUUGUUUGGGAGCCUUUUCUCUGGUUUCCAAUAUUUUGAAAUUGUUUGAGACUUUCUAAGUGUGAGAGUGACCCCUAGAGCAGAUUAGUGUCAGGUCCUGGAGGCUUCAAUAUACAAAGUAGUGCAUUUAAUUUGACAGAACAGUAGCACAGGAGACUGGUGAUGAAACUUGUGAUGGCAGGGCCAAAGGUGACAUUGAACCAUAAAAUGCCAACCACCAUCCAGCCCCUACUUGGAACCUUGGACAGCAAUUGCAAGACUACUGUUGUCUCAGUAUAAAUUCCCAACAAAGGGCAGAUGAUGCCCAUUAGGCAGCUACAAGUGAAGCUCAUUUCUAUCCUGUCACACAUGAAGCAAGUCACCCCAGCUCCCAAGACAUUAAAAUCACAUAUUCUUCUCCCUUAGCAGUUACUUAAUAAGCACUCACUGAAUUUAAUUGAAAUAUAUACUUUAAACAGCAUAGUGAGAAGCAGCAAGAUGCAGGACACCAAGAACCAGCUUUGAAGUCAGGAAAACUUGGGUUCAAAUCCUUUUUGAGAUGUAAGUGACUUUAAGGUGAAGGACUGGCUCUGGUCAGCUCUGAUCAUCAACAGGUUAGCACAAUGCAGAGUUUUACUACUCAGAUGGCACAUAUAAUCACAGAGCAUUCA